Molecule: messenger RNA, 2663 nt
Organism: Cercospora beticola
Lineage: Eukaryota; Fungi; Ascomycota; Dothideomycetes; Mycosphaerellales; Mycosphaerellaceae
Biological process (GO): transmembrane transport
Cellular component (GO): membrane
Molecular function (GO): transmembrane transporter activity
Source: RefSeq, a predicted model, not a curated record
GUCCCACGCCUCCGCUGCGAAGUGGACUCGGGCUGCGGGAAUAGAGUUCAAUCUCAACCGGCGAAGUCAAUCUGUGCCAAGUGCGCGCUGCUCAUCACUACCGUCACACCCUCCUCGUCGCCCACUGCGCUCUUGCCUCAUCUUUCCUCCGGCGCUGGCCCUUCAUUUGGCGACUGCCGAGUGUCGACCGUCGCGCCUUCCCUCGAGCCCAUCUCUGCGAGCCAGCAUCCCUCCGAGACCAGUGCCACCCAACACACACACAUAGCCUGUCCUGCCGCUGCUUCCGAGGAUCACCGGCGCAGCCAUACAGAGCUGACAGCACUGCAACGUGCCUGCCAUCCUCACCUCGAAUCCUUUCUGAAUCCCACGCCGCCGGACACAGUGCCCAGUCUAUCGCCCACAAGCACGGGACGGCGCCCAGGCGCAAAGCUUAACAUACUUAUAGGAGCUUGUCCGCGGCCACAAAACAACUGCUCUCUGUUAACGCCUCUUGUCGCCAAGCUCCUGCCAUAUCGCCAGCCAUGGGCGACUCAUCGAUGCGAGACUAUGGCAUUGCCGCACCUCAUGGGCCCAACAUGGGCGGCCAGCACGUGGCAACUGCCGACCUGGGAGACAUGAAGGCCAACGAGUCAGAAGUGUUUCGAUCUCUCCUCCUUCCCGACGACAGCUAUGACGAGAACGGCACUUACUGGGCCGACAUGAAGAUCGGUCAGCGGCUCAAGUUCGUCAACAAGGUUGAUUCCGCAGAGGCCAAGAGUGAAUUGCAGAGCAUUGGCCGCAUGAUGAAGGCCGAUCCUCUGAGUCCUGUCGGUUACUACUUUAGAAAUAUGGUGAUCCCCGGCAUGGGUCUUCUCUUGGAGGGAUACGUCCUCUUCUCCAUUGGAAACGUCAAGCCUCUUUUUCAGGCCGCCUUUCCUGACUGCUGGAAGAGCAACACCGUAUGCACAAAGACAUGGGUGCAGUCUGUCGACUAUCUGGAGAUCGUUGGAAUUAUCGUAGGCCAGAUUCUGGUCGGUGUUCUGGGUGACUGGAUCGGCCGCCGAUGGGGUCUCAUCCAGGAUGCAGUCAUCAUGUUUCUCGGUCUCAUCAUGUUGACAGCCUCCUGGGGAACUACACUCAAUGGCUGGGUCAUCUGCUACGUCUGGUCCCUGUUCUUCUACGGCAUUGGUGUUGGAGGAGAAUACCCGAUGACCGCAACUUCUGGAAUGGAAAAUGCUGUUGGAGCCGGCAAGAUCUCCACACGGGACGAUCGUCUUCAUCGCGGACGCAAGGUCACGUCUGCCUUUUUGAUGCAAGGUUGGGGCCAAUGGUUCAAUCAAGUCAUUUUGAUUCUUCUCUUGCUCAUCUUUCACGGCGGUAAGAGUGGAGCACCAUACAACAAGACGCUCGUACAAUGGACCUACCGCGUCUCGUUCGCAAUCCCUGCCGUUGGAACGCUCUGGCUCGUGUAUUACCGUACCUACAAGAUGAGAUCCGCGUCAAAGGUUCUUCAGCAAGCAAAGAAGAAGGGCUCUGUCACUGGCUACGAUGUCAAAUCUCUCGGCUACACUUUCACCUACUUUGGAGGGCGUGUUUUCGCAACUUCCGCCGCUUGGUAUGCCAACGAUGUCUUCUUCUACGGCAACAAGCUCUUCCAAGCCGAAUUCAUCGCAACCUUAUCAGGCCAAACGACUUCCGUCAUGACGAACUGGCUCUGGAAUCUGCUCAACAUUGGUGUCUCCCUCGUUGGCUACUACCUCGCUUCCUUCUUGAUCGACAACAAGAACUAUGGCCGCAAGUGGAUGCAGAUCGUCGGUUUUGCGGGCGACUUCAUCUGCUUCAUCAUUCCAGCAUUCGACUAUGAGUACUACGCUAAAGGCGCUGGAGUUCACGCCUUCAUGGCAAUGUACUUUUUGUCGUCAUUCUUCAACCAGUUCGGCCCUAACUCCGUCACCUUCUUGGUUGCCGCUGAGGUUUUCCCAACUCCGGUCCGCGCGUCUGCUCAUGGCUUCAGUGCAGCAGUUGGCAAGCUAGGCGCACUCACUGCAGCUAUUCUCUACAACUACAUCGAUGUGCCAACACGAUUUUAUGUUGUUCCUUGGUUCGGUCUUGCAGGUGCACUCAUCACUUGGAUCUUCCUGCCAGACACCACUGGUCUCGAUCUGAAGGAGCAAGAGAGACGCUGGGCUUUCAUUCGUGCUGGGCGCGAGAACGAAUAUCACGGAGUUGCCAUUCAUCCUCAGCACCUGUCCUUAUGGGAGCGCAUGUGGGGCGUUGGCAAGUAUUACGAUGCUGAGGAAGACUACAAGCAGCGAGUGGAGGAGAUGCGUGCAGACUGGGAAGCAGCCAUGGCGCGACGAAUCGCAGAAAAGGAGGGUGCACAAGAUGAGGUUGAUGAUGAUGACUGGUCCAGCGAAGUCAGCACUUUCUUCGAGAGAACGAGAGGAAAGUCAGCUGCGAAGCAAGUCAACGGAAAUGGUACCACGCAUCCGAUAAUAGAAGAGAAGGGCAAUGAGGAGCUGAAUCAGGAUCUGAAGAAAUAAGUCUUGAUCAGCAUGUUUUUGAGUAUAGAAUACCUUGGCCGGUUGGACGGCAGACUUAUCUUGUAGCGUUCAUGCGACAUAGAUUAUGAUCAACAGAUGAAAGCGUGUACAUAAUAGUAAAAUUGAUGACCAGUAUACUUG